Molecule: messenger RNA, 4272 nt
Organism: Schistocerca cancellata (South American locust)
Lineage: Eukaryota; Metazoa; Arthropoda; Insecta; Orthoptera; Acrididae
Product: Fanconi anemia group A protein-like
Exons: 24
Coding region: 231-4229 (1332 amino acids)
Biological process (GO): interstrand cross-link repair
Cellular component (GO): Fanconi anaemia nuclear complex
Source: RefSeq, a predicted model, not a curated record
UGUGAUUUGAUAUAUGGAUUGUACGCGCGAAACUCAAUUUUAUCUGUUGUAGUUAUGUUAGAAUUUUGUGUAUGUCAUUGUUAUAUAUUGCGCUUAUUAUCAAAAACAUCGCCUAAUAUUUUGGGAACCUGUUAUGUUACUCUUUUUUGAGAAGUGUACUGUAAUUUUUAAUUUUGUAAGUGUAAUUAAAGGUAUAUUUUGUCCAUGUAUAUCAAAACUGUAUCUCCAUCAUGGAUAAGUUGAUGGACCUAUUUGAAAAAGCUUUGGAGAAGAAGCGAAAAGAAGAAGAAUCUGAAGAACCAUUUCAAGUCCGCUUGAAGAACUGCCUUGAAAUGUGUAGAAGCUUGGAAGGUGUAAUAAGUAUGGCUGAGGCAAAGAGGGAUCUUCCAGAUCACAGCAUAGGCAGUGUCGCUGAGGCAUUGUCAUUUCUAAAGAAAUUUGAAGAUGAUAGGACUAGUCAUUUAUAUGCUACAGAUGUACCAAGUACCGCAGCUGUGAUUUGUGCAAAUGCCAUUAGAAAAAUUAUAUCUACAGGAGAUGAGCAGGAUUUAGUAUCCAACCAGAGAGAUUUAUUGAAUUCUGAAAAGAGGGAACAGUGUGAAUCACUAAUUACUAUAAUGAAAAAACUUGUGGGAAAGAGUAGAUUUAACAUUGCUGGUUUCCAGAAUGAUUUUAAUCAAGUUGACAACAUGCCACUGGAAGCACUGUGGUAUUUCAUGUCAGCAGCUCUAAUCCCACUGCCAGUUUAUAUAUUAAGUCAGUCAAAUCAUAUGAACUUUGUGAAGAACUUUGCAUGUAGGCUUGUCCAGUUAAGCACUGCUGGUGGAGAUGAAAUCCAGAAAAGUGAAAGAUGUUCAGAAAUUGCGGUAUCCAGAACACAAGAGGUAGUUCGUGACAUGUUUAUUGCAUUGUUGACUUCCAGAUACUGCCUAAGUGAAGGUAUUACUCCAACCAUAAAGGGAAAGCAGAGUGCUGAAAUAUGUACUCAGAUUUUGGAUGCACUCACUCAACAGACAACGGCACUGUUGCUCCAACACGAAAAAGCAAGACUACCGAAUGGAGACUUGUACCAAAUGUGUCUGACAGCACCACUUCGUUCACCACAGGCUGCAUUGGAACAGCAUGCAGGCGGCCAACUCAGGUCUCUUCUUUCAGCUCUUCCUACACAUGAAUCUGCAGAGGACUUAGAAAUGGACGAUGUGACAAUGGAUGUAGAGGGAAUAACAGAGGAAAGUGUACGGUUGAUGUAUAGUGUAAUUAAACAACAACCAGACUGGACAGGUAGUACAGCUCCAAAAUCAUUAAGCAAAUUUUUAUCUGCAAUAGCUAAAGUUAUGAACCUGAAGGACAGUGUUGCAGUAGUGAAUGAAGCUAUUUUAGAUGUAAAAGUAAAUUGGCAAAUAUUAUUGCUGUUUGUGUCUUCACUGUGUAAAGAUGUGGAUUUGGCACCAGAUAAAAUCAAAGGACUCGUUCUGGACACCAUCCUUCGCAGUUUCUCUGAGACAAGUAAAUACUUAUUAGGUGCUGGACUGGUUAUAGCUCGACAGUGUUGUGCAUUAAGAUGUAAACAUUUCACAUCCUAUGCAGAGUGGUUUGGCCAAACAUUUGGGUCUGAAGCGGCCCAGGUAACACCAUCAACCACAUCUCAGCCAGCUUUUGAAUUUCUUAUGGGCUUUCUGGGAGAAAUAAUUCCUGUAGAACCAGCAUACUGCUUGAGGGUCCACAUCAAUAAGGUACCUUUAUCACCACCAAACUGUAAAAUUUUACUUGCGGAUUACAUACAGUUAGCAAAAUCUAGACUCAGUGAACUCAAUGAGGUACCUACUAUUGGUCUCUUUGGGUUUGAAAUGUCAACAGAUCAAGAAAUAGCCUACGUGCUGUCCAGUUUUGAAGAAACAGGAGAAGUGAUGCAGACAGUUCUGAAUGCAGCAGUAUUUCGCAGCCGUCACUUUGAAGCAGAGUUCUUGCCUCGCCUUCUUACUCCUAGAGUGCUACCUCACCCUCCUGAUGUCCGCUGUCGAUUUAUAGAUCAAUUACGCUCAAAGGGAAAAAUACCCAGUACCAUUUAUAAGAAGUACCUGAGUGAUUGUGCAGCUCUGAAAGGUAACAAACCAGAUAACAACGUGCCCCAGGAAGUUCUAAGCACAGAAAAUGCCCCUGAACUAUUUGUUCAGUUACAAGAAGCACUAGAGGAUUUGGCCUCUUCUCUCUUAAUGCAAGCAACAGAUGUAGAAGCAGCAUGGUCAAAAAUUGCCCUGUGCUUAGAAAAUAUGGCUGCUGCAGAAGAAUUUAGGAAUGCAUCAGUGUGUUUAAAGGUCAUACAGUUAUAUUUAGAAGUUUUUGUUAACUGUAUGUGGGCAUGUUCAGAAGAUUCCAUGAAGAAGUGGCCCAAACAAUAUGUGUGCCUGCUACAAUCAUUUCCAGAUCUUUGGAAAUUACUGUGCAAUUCUGUAAUUCAGUGGUGCCUGAGUGAAGAACAACUUCCUGAUCAUAAGGUUCGAGCAGCAGCUGUUUUGUUGUAUCUUAUAGAAUCAUUUGGGCCAAGCUUUUCUAAGUUACCAGUAGAGGACUCUGCAGAGUGCACAACAGUGGCACAAUAUGUUGCUGAUAGGAUCCCUCUCAGAGACACGAAAGACAUGAUACAUUGCAUAAGGCUAGCUGAACAGUACAUGCGAUAUGCUGAAUUUACAUGGGAACUCAAGGCUGAUAUUGAUGAUGCAGCAACCAGUUUGUGUCUGUUGCAAGUGGUGCCUGCUGUUCUUGUAAAGAAAUUUUUAUUUGCACAACAAAGACUGGAUUCUGAAAAGUUACCCCCCUUGUCGUGGAAACCUUCCAAGUUUUGGGCACAGUUCAUACAUAAUAAUCAGAUGACACUGAAUGAGUGGCUACAAGCAGAAGCUGACACGGCAACUGAAAGUGAAUCUGCAGGGUGUCGUCAGCAGAGGCUAAUAGCGAGGUGCUCUCCUCCGGACAAAGACACUCUUCCCAAUUUAUUCAACGCAGCAAUAACUUUCACUGAUGCAUCUCUGGAAUCUGAUCUUGUAUUAGUGUUAACUUACGUCAUGGAAACAAAUGCAGCUAAUAUUGGGUCAUCAUGGCUGUUGCAACAGUGGGCCAACCGAAAGCCCACAGAGGAUAAUCGCAUUUGCAGUAUUGUAACACGAUUACCUCCUUGGUUGAUCUUCACAUCUAACUAUUCUGUGACUCCAGGAAGGCAAAUAAUGCAAGACGUGGCAGCCUUUAUAACCAAACGUUUAGUGAAGAGCUUGUGUGACAGAGGAUUUCUUCCAAGCAGCUUCACAAGGCACAUACUCAUGGGAUUGUGUUCAGUAUGUCGUUCAUCUACAGAUAAAGCUGCUGAAUAUCUGUCUUACAUUAUAGGAUGUUGCCCAGCUUUUCAUGUGGCACUCUUGGUACAUGCAAGACAAGUCAGCCCUACCUUGCUGACAAAAUUUCCUGCUGAUGCAAAAGGGAAAUACACAUCUUUAAUGAACCUCAAAAAUUUAUUCUCCACCUUUUUACUUAACACAGGUUGUUGGGAAGUGCCAUCAGAAAGUAAAUUACAUGAAAUGAAGGUUGAUGAAUGGGAGAUUGGACUUACAUUAUGGUAUAGAGGCAAUUUGUCAGACCAUCGAAGAUGUAAUACUGCAACCUGUGUACAUCUUCCAAUUGAAAUACUUAAAUGGGUAUUAUUGUUUGGUGUAUUGGAUGUAGGAGUUCACAUCUCAGAAGGCAAACUGCCAGUGGAUUUGAAUGGUCCAGAACCACACCUAGAGAUACAGUCAAAGUAUGGUCAUUUCAUUACAGAACUUGUAACACUGGUUGAACAGUCUCCAGCAGUACUUCAGGUGUUAGACAUGUGCUGGAAGGAGCAAACAAGAAAUCCUGUACAGCACUUCCCACCACAUGUUCAGCAUUUGACAGCUGUAGCAGGUGUAGUGCUAUUUGCCCGAGAAUCUGUUUUGAGUCGCAUUUUGAAAACCACUGAUACAGCUGGUUUGUUGUGCCGUGGACUGCUAUCUUGCCUACAGCGGUGGACGGCGGACGUGUUUACAUAUUCAACUGAUGCAGAAUUUGUUUGUAGACGAACAUUUGUUAAUCCAGUAGUGGUCUCAAGAGUUUCAGGGUUUACUCAUAAGUUAGUUACAAAAAUAUCCAAAAAGUACAAUAUCACUGUACCUGGUUCAUACUUUUCACGUGUUAGAAAUCCUCAAGGUGAGACACUGUAAAUUAAGUGACUUCAAAAUAAAAACAAGUUUAUUUUCUUAUGAA